CCCAACCAGGGAGAGGCGGGGCCAAGGCCAGGGCCUGACUAAACCUGGAAACUCGGGUGGCCGAGGGUCUUUAUUCCAGCUGAGGAGUGAAGAGCCGUAGGCGGCAGAGGGUCUCACAGCCGCUUAGGGAACUUCUGUGAUUUGUUGAAUCAGUAGGAUUUCUUAAAUAUAGUUUUUAGAACUUCAGCUAUAAAAAAUGGGUAGGAUUUUCCUCGAUCAUAUCGGUGGUACCCGCCUGUUUUCCUGCGCAAACUGUGAUACGAUCCUGACCAACCGCUCAGAACUCAUCUCCACUCGGUUCACAGGCGCCACUGGCAGAGCAUUUCUUUUUAACAAGGUAGUUAACCUGCAGUACAGUGAAGUUCAAGACCGGGUUAUGCUCACUGGCCGCCACAUGGUUCGAGAUGUGAGCUGCAAAAACUGCAAUAGCAAACUGGGCUGGAUCUAUGAGUUUGCCACUGAAGACAGCCAGCGUUAUAAGGAAGGCCGUGUGAUCCUGGAACGUGCUCUAGUUCGAGAAAGUGAGGGUUUUGAGGAGCAUGUACCAUCUGAUAACUCUUGAAGAAAAAGAGAUAAAUUCAUCUUUUCCCAGGUCUCCUUCACUGAAAACAAAAAUCUACUUACAUACACUGUCACCUUAGCAUCAGAGUCGGAUUCAUGAACUGCAGAACAAGAGGUUGUGAGAAUCUAUGAUGGAACAUUUCUUUCCUUCUUUUUUUUAAUUUUCUAUUUUCCAUCCAACAGCAGUGUGUAGAAAGAAUAUUAUGCAGACGCCGUUAAUUUUUUCCCCCUAUGUUUACAUCUUGAGACAGAAUAGUCUAUCUGCAGCUACAUGGUAGGCUAUGUGAGGGAAAAAAUCUGGGCUAUUACAGUGAAAGUGUCUUAUGUAAAUUUUGAAAGGAAAAUGUGUCAAGAGCAUGGUUUUUAAAAUUUAUUUGGGCUUCAUUUUAAACUUUUUUUAAAACCCAGUUAUUUCACUUGAUUUGCUAGUUUCAGAGAAGAGAUCCGAAUUUGUGACCAGCGCUAAAGGUUCAGUGUUAGUAUGGCUUGUGCUGGCCAUUGUGCCAUAUUCUUGUUGGAGAUGAACCGUAGCACCAGAGCCCAUUCUUCCUUGUCAGUCUUGACCCAAAGAUGUCACCAUUCCUAGUUACUUGUCACCACAUAAUUGGUGUUGAUCGGAAACUUUUCCUGAUAUGGGACAGAACUGCUUGGUUGUCUUUUCCAUGUAACUUAAGCAUAGUAAUAUAAAUAAAGUAAUAGUCGGA
Messenger RNA from Camelus dromedarius (Arabian camel), 1265 nucleotides. It is a transcript of the gene YPEL5, whose product is annotated as yippee like 5. The record is from RefSeq and is a predicted model, not a curated record. The coding region runs from base 197 to 562 and encodes 121 amino acids. Gene Ontology annotation, cellular component: ubiquitin ligase complex. The transcript is spliced from 4 exons. NCBI's taxonomy places the organism in Eukaryota, Metazoa, Chordata, Mammalia, Artiodactyla, Camelidae.